CUUUCAAAAGAUCAAAGAGACAAGCAGACGCAGCGGAGUUUAAGGAGCUUCCACGAUGGCCUGGGAUGCCGACUGAGGUCCCAGGCGCGCUUCGCCAAGGUCAUAUGAACACCAGCGUUGUCAAAAAGAAAAUCAUGAGUAUGAUGAUGCAAUCUUUGUACUCGGCGCAGGAGCGACUCGGGCCCCUAGGGCCAAUCGUGGCCAAGUACGGUCAACUGACCCCCUACCGCAUGGCCUUCAUCUUUUUGAAGCUGGAUCAGCUGAUUCACGAGAGCCAUUCUAUCACGAUGUACAUAAAUAGACAGUCUCGCAACCCCCACAUGACGAUAACGAAACGCCUGCAGAUGUACUCGCAGCUCGUGCGGAGGAGUAUAGACGUUACUUACCUGGUGGACUACAUAAUGGAGAGAGUACCCAGAGACCAGGUGGUCAGGAUCCGGCAGCAGCUCAUCCGACACGAGCAGGAGAAGCUGAUGAAGGAUCUCGUCCUUUACGGCAAGACCACCACUAAACUGUUGCAGAGACCAAGGUCUUAA
Cydia strobilella is the source of this 536-nucleotide messenger RNA. RefSeq lists its product as uncharacterized. Lineage: Eukaryota; Metazoa; Arthropoda; Insecta; Lepidoptera; Tortricidae. Bases 66 to 536 code for a protein of 156 amino acids. The record is from RefSeq and is a predicted model, not a curated record. The transcript has 4 exons.